GAGCAACGGGACGCAGACUUCCCUAGAAACGGAUAGUUAACUACAUAAACACUGCAGAAAAUAUGCUGUAGCUAGCUCGUUAGCUAGCUUAAUAGCUAGCUAUGUAAGCUACAAUCCCUUAUGAAAAUUAAAUGACUUUCAUUUUAAAAAGGAACUCCGUGUCAUAAGUAAAUGUCACCUGAAAGAAAUCAUGACACUGAGUGAAAAGCAAAAACCUAGCGGUGAUGAAGAAGUCAUCAAGGAAUUGUGCAUUAGCAACGGUAUAUCCUAUGAGAAGGUGUCCCAAGAUGGAAGCGACAUCAGGUCUCUGGAGAUGUUCUUCUCUGGGUAUCCACGGAUGGUGGGACUCUCCCUGUUCCCCAGGCUAACCGAGCUGAUAGUAGUGGGCCAGAGUGUGAGCCACAUACAGGGCCUGGAGUUUUGCCCUCUGCUGCAGGAGCUGUGGGUAGUGGAAUGCCAGCUGACAAAGAUUUCGGGGCUCCAAACUUGCAGUCAGUUACAGAAGCUUUUCAUCUAUGACAAUAAGAUCAGUAAGAUUGAAAACCUGGAGAUGCUGGAUUGCCUGCAGGUCUUAUGGCUCAACAGCAACUGCAUUACUCUCAUUGAGGGGCUGGAUACUCUCCAAAAUCUGCAAGAGCUGAACCUUGCUGACAAUGCUAUUGAAAGAAUUGGACACAGUCUUGAUUGUAACUCUGGGCUUGAAAAUCUUAAUUUAUCAGGAAAUAAAAUCAGCUCCUUUAAGGAGCUAACUCACCUGGCACGUCUUCCCAACCUGAAGUCACUGGGGCUGCAGGACCCCCAGUCGGUCCCCAACCCUGUGUGCCUGCUGUGUAACUACUCCACACACGUGCUCUACCACAUGCCCGGCCUGCGGAGGCUGGACAACUACGACGUAUCCAACCGGCAGAUAAAAGACGCGGCAGAGUCCACUGUGAUGAAGAAGAUGAUGUAUUACAACAUGCGGGUGAAGUCAGUGCAGAGACAGCUGGCGAAGGCACAAGCCAAGCUGCUGGAGCACAAGAAGAAACUCCUGAAGCUGCCAGAGGAGAGCCUGCGGACUCUCAGCUACGCCCUCAAACACCUGGAGUGCGAGCUGGUGGAGGUGCAGGCAUCGAACAAGAAGUCUGCACGCAGCUGGGAGGAUGGCCCUCCCUCUCCGGUCGAGGGGGCAAUCGAAAGCGGCUUCGCGCCCGAUGACAUCACCAGGGACUCCAGGCUGGAUUACAAACUCCACUGCAAACUGGGGGCCGUGAAGGAGAGGCUGAGAGCGUGGAUGAAGAGGCUGGAGGAGAUUGAGACCCAUCACCAGCGGAGCCUGGCCUUGGCCACAGAGAGGAAGGAGCUGAUGGUGCACUUCCUGUUACUGGAGCUGGAGACGGUGGGGAACAUCCGCUUCGAGGAGGGCAGCCCCUCGGACCCCUGGUUCAGCUCCUGCUACGACCUGCUCCUGUCGCGCUUCUGCGUCUGGGACUUCGGCGGGCACGGCGUCACCGGGAUCAAGAUCAACGGCAUCAUCCGCAUCCACAACCGAGCCCUGCGGCUGCGCUUCGAGGACAAGCUGCUCGCCCUGCUGACGGGCGAGGAGUCCGCCGCGUUCUCCCAAAACUACAAACGCUGCCUGGAGUACCUGUUCUUCGUGUACGACCCGGAACACUCCGACGGCAACGAGUUCGUCCGCGUUCCCGAGGACGGGUUCAAAUCGGCGGACGAGUACAAGGCUCUGGGGAGAGAGAGGGCCGUGCCGCUGUCCAACAGCCUGAGUGUGUGUGAGAAGCUCAGGAUGGAGUACACACUGAAGCAGUUCCGAGCUCGGGGGGGACACACUGCAGACUCCCUGCCUUUCAGACACGGCCGGAUCCUAGUGGCCAAGGUGUUUCUGGGGCGCAGCACGGCAGCACGGGACGGGGUGGAAGUGGACCCCGCGAAGUACUCCAAAGUGCACUCCAUCUUCCGCAGCAGCAAGUCAGAAAGGCUCUGCUCCGCUAAACGCCACAGCAGCUGUGAGUGCAGUCUGCACCAGUGCCAGUGGUACGUCUUCGACCACGAGCUCGUUCUGCCGGAGUACCUCAUCGACUUCGACUACGUCACUCAGGACAGGUACCAGUUUGGGUACCCAGAGAACAAGCCCUCCAGUGGUGUGGAGGAUUUGGCCCAGUACUCCAAGGCCCUCAGCCUGGACCAGGAGGCCCUGGGCAUGGACCCAGUCCUCAAGCCCAGGCUCAGGGUGCCCUGCCUGGAUGAGAAGACCAUGCUGGCAGUGGCCCGGGCCAACGUGCUGAGCCAGAUCACCGUCCUUAAUCUCCAUGGCAACAGCCUGAGCAAGCUGAAGGAGAUCUCGCGCCUCACAGCCCUGCGGCAGCUGACCGUCAGCUUCAACGAGCUCACACAUCUGGACGACAUCUCGCAUAUGCCCAACCUGGAGUUUGUGGACGCGAGCUACAACCGCAUCGUGACCCUGGAGGGCCUGCGGGGCCUGGGCCGGCUCAAGCAGCUGGACCUGCGCUGGAACCAGCUCACUCGCCCCCGAGAGGACACCUGCGUGCUGCGCAAACACGCCCCCUCUCUGCUGCGCCUCCACCUCUGCCACAAUCCCUGGCACAAGCCCGGGACUGUGCGGAGCACGGUGCUGGGCCGUCUGAAGACCCUCACACACCUGGACGACCAGCUGGUGACUGAGGAGGAGGCUGCUGCUGCUGUUCAGCUAGCUGCUGACUCCAGGAUUAACCAGGCCGCCCUGUUGGCCCACUCUCGGACCAACCGGGACCAGCCCCGCGGCCUCAGCCUUCUCUCUGCAGCCCAGCUCCUGACCCAGCUCAGCCCAAACCCCUGGGACCCCAGCGGCCAGCUGCAGCCAGGCUGGACCACCAAGAUCACUGCCCUCAACCUGGAUGGUCAGAGGCUCUCUCGGCUCACCAACCUGGACAAACUGGUCAACCUGCGCUGGGCGUCGUUCAAUGACAAUGACAUCGUCAGGGUGGAUGGGCUGGACAACUGCCAGCAUCUGGAGGAGCUGUCCCUGAACAACAACUACAUCUCCAAAAUGGAAGGUGUGUCCAAACUGCUGCGUCUGAUCCGGCUGAGCAUGGAUGGGAACCAGCUGAGCUCCCUGGACGGGGAUGUCCUGGACGGGCUGCCCAACCUCCACUUCCUGUCUUUGGAGAACAACGACAUCAGCUCCCUGACCGGCAUCCAGCGCGCACGCUCCCUCCUCGAGUUCUACAUCGGCAACAACAACAUCUCCACCACCAGGGACGUCUAUCACCUGAAGAGCCUGACAAACCUCAUCAUUCUGGACCUAUAUGGGAAUCCUCUGGUGGAACAGCAGGAAAAUUACAGAAUAUAUGUGGUGUUCCACCUGCCCUCCCUCAAGGCUUUGGAUGGAGUUGCAGUGGAGACGUCAGAGUGCGAGAACGCCAAGGAUGCGUUUGGAGGGAGGCUGACCCUAGACAUGGUGACAGAGAAGCUGGGACACUCAGACUACUCACACAUCUCCCAGCUGGACCUGCAGGCCUCCUCUAUCAGGACAGUGGACCUGAGCCCUGGAGAUCUGUUCAACAGUCUACAGCAUGUCAACCUUGAGCGGAACAACCUCACCUCCUUCAGUGGCCUUGUCUUCUUACCCAAAGUCAAGGUGCUGUAUUUGAAUCACAACCACAUUGAGUCCAUCCUGCCCAGACAGAAGGCCCAGGCCCACCUGACCAGCAGACAGAUCCUGUACCAUAAGGUCACCUCCAGUGGCUAUGGGCAACAGGCCAUAUCCAAAGGCAGCAGGGAUGCGGGUCCAGGAGAUAGCCUGGAGCCACUAAUGACCACCCUAGAGGUGCUGCAUUUGAACCACAAUGGCAUCUCCAACCUGGCCAAUCUGCAGCUCAGCAGGCUCCCCAAUCUCAAGGCACUCUUCCUCCAAGCCAAUGAGAUCACGCAGGUGGAUGGUCUGGAGGGGCUGCUGCACCUGCGAGAGCUGGUCCUGGACCGCAACCGCAUCAGGGCCCUGGGGGAGAGCUCGUUCAUGGGGCAGGGCCUCCUGCUGGAGCUGCGCAUGGCGGAGAACCGCCUGCGAGACCUCAGCCACCUGCAGCCGCUCACCCAGCUGCGCAGACUCUACCUGGGAGUCAACAAGCUGCAGGACCUCUCUGAGAUUGAAAAGCUGGAGAUGCUGCCCUCUCUCAUUGAGCUGUCCAUCGUGGGGAACCCUGUGGCGCGGCGCUCCCUGCACCGCUCGUCGGUGGUGCUGCGGCUCUCCAGGCUCCAGGUGCUGGACGGGAUGCCUGUCACCCUGGAGGAGAGGACCAGGUCGGAGCUGACCUGCGCUGAGUCGCAGUGCUGUGUGCCCGCUAGCGCCGCCCCGGAGGCCGCGCCCUGCGUGCUGCCCUUCAUGCCCCGAGGCGUCCAGCCGCGCAGCACCGCCAUCGCCCUGCCCAACCUGCUGGGCCAGGACGCGCUGCUGCCCUUCAGCCUGGAGGAGGUGCCGCUGAGCGACGCGCCCAAACACAAAGCGAAUGGCAAGCAGAAACAAAAUGGCGGCCUCGUUCCCCCACAGUGCCGCAGUGGCCCACCCGAGGUGCCUUUCCGACAGCCCCGCGGAGCGAUGACCCUGCCCACCACAUGCCUGCUUCCCAACGGCCACAGGGUGGUCAUCCCUUACCCCCACCCGCAAGAGGCCGACGGCAGAUGCAAGAAUGCUGCCAAACCACCACUAAUGUAGCAUGCUAACCACAGGGCUAGAACCAGAGUGAAGUCCGCUGGGAGAGGCUGGAGUUUGUGUGUUACACAGAUCUGAGUGUCCACUCUAUCCCUCUGUCAGGCUGUGGGGCCCCACUGUGGGCUGUUCCAUAUGAGCCAUC
Molecule: messenger RNA, 4844 nt
Organism: Conger conger (European conger)
Lineage: Eukaryota; Metazoa; Chordata; Actinopteri; Anguilliformes; Congridae
Gene: lrrc9
Product: leucine rich repeat containing 9
Exons: 33
Coding region: 191-4705 (1504 amino acids)
Molecular function (GO): protein binding
Source: RefSeq, a predicted model, not a curated record